Messenger RNA from Pseudomyrmex gracilis, 1401 nucleotides. RefSeq lists its product as uncharacterized. The coding region runs from base 254 to 916 and encodes 220 amino acids. NCBI's taxonomy places the organism in Eukaryota, Metazoa, Arthropoda, Insecta, Hymenoptera, Formicidae. The transcript has 4 exons. The record is from RefSeq and is a predicted model, not a curated record.
AAAAAAUGUGAUAGUUGAGAAAAGUAUAUUAUUUUAACGAGCAGCAGAAGAUUCCGCGAAGCAACCGAAAAGGAAAAGAAUAAUCUAAUUUUGGCAAAACCCGCGUGCUUUUCAAUUCGUUGCUCGGCACACACACACACAUCGUCUUUCGAUGAUAGUUGCGAUCGUGUACGUGUGAGCGUAUUGGUUCGUCGUGUUUUUGUUUAUUAUGCCAGUGAUGCUUGUGGCCUGGCUUAUAUUGUGCUGGUGGUAAAUGCGCGGGCUGCUCUUGAAAAGGCGGCGAUACAUAAAUCUAUCCUCAAAGCGAGCGAGCCGAGCGAGCGCGCGCUUCUCAUUACUGCGCGUUUCUGCAAAGUCGAUCGGAAGCUUCAGAUAUCGCCGUGAUAUCGCAUCGGCUCAAAUUAUCUUGCAACGGAUCAUUUUUUGCUGUCGGUGUGUGAAAGUGAACAUCUUUGCGUUAACAUCGGAAAGAGCUCUUUAUGUUACUGCCACUGCCAUGCCGCUUAGAUCUCAGACUUCGUCGAGGGACACUGUCAAUACGCUUGCACAGGAAGAUCAUCAUCGCACCGGGAAAUACGUCGCCGGCGGAACAGCCCUCGCAGUCACACUGCUCGGACUGCAUCAUCUGCUGCUGCGAGGUGCAUCCCCCGUAGCGGAGGUGUGCAUUCCCGCAAUUAUAAUGGCCUCUUACGUAAUCUGGGUGUUGUAUUCCGCUCGCAGAGACAGGCGAAAGGCGCUGAGACUCGCCAUGGCGAUGCAGCUGACUGAGGUCAUCAGCGUUCCACCCAGAUCCACACCUGACGUUAUUUGCCAGGCUGCUACGAGCGACAGUUUUGGAAAAAAUCGCUCGUCAAAUCUCUACAAAUCUCAAAACAUUCGCGUAAAUCCAGCUUUUUCCGACAAAGAUGAAGCAUGAAAGAAGAUCAAUGGAGAAAUCGCGUUUUUAACCUUAUUACAAUUCUUGUUGGACAAAGACGUUAUACUUACUGUUAAUGUCGUUUACAGUUGUCUCUCAAGAAACAACGUAUCAAAACUUUUGUCUGAAUUCCGUUAGGUAGUUGUAAGCGCGUCAGACAGAGGGAACACCUUAUUCUAUAAUUCUCAUUAGGAAACAAGUUACAUCUUCUCAGUUACACGUUCUCGAGAAAACAACUUUUUCCAGAGAGUAAAAGAGAGACAAAGAAAAUUGGAUUGAUCUAUUUGAUUCUUUACAAUUCCCUGACGGGAAUUCGAAGUUAUUCCGAGACAUUGUGUGUCGAUAAAACUUCGGGAGUGAAAAAUGAGAUUGCAACUGAGAGCGGUUAAAUUGCCAUAUUAAAUUAAUUUUAGCAAUCUUUAAUCCCUGAUCACACAGUGAUCUCUUGAUACAAAAUAUGCCUCUAGAUUAUUAAUUUUUAUUUA